AUGUUGUCCUUCCGUUCACUCGCUCAUCCGUCUACCCGCCUUCUACGCUCAUUGCCCACACAAGGCAGGAUACAGCGUCGAAAUGCGUCGUUUUACAACAGUGAUGUGGCGGGUCUGACGGAAGAACAGGCUGAGUUCAGAAACGCGGUCACUGAGUUUGCCCAACGAGAGAUUGCUCCGAUCGCUGGAGAGAUAGACCGAAACAAUGUGUUCCCUAUGGAAAUCUGGGAGAAGUUGGGCUCCAUGGGCCUCCUUGGGGUCACCGUGUCUCCGGACUAUGGUGGACUUGCCCUCGGCUAUUUCAACCACACUUUAGCGAUGGAGGAGCUCUCGCGCGCGUCUGGCUCCGUCGCACUCUCGUACGGCGCACAUUCAAACUUGUGCGUGAAUCAGAUUCAUCGGUGGGGAACGGCAGCCCAAAAGGCGAAGUAUCUCCCAGAUCUUGUUUCAGGCAAAAAGGUCGGGAGUCUCGCGAUGAGCGAACCGGGCAGUGGCAGCGACGUGAUCAGCAUGAGGUUGCGUGCCGACAAGGUGGACGGGGGCUACAAACUGAACGGGAACAAGUUCUGGAUCACAAAUGGCCCGGUUGCCUCCACGCUCGUGGUAUAUGGCAAGACCUCACCAGAGAAAGGGUCGCGCGGCAUCACGACGUUCAUCGUCGAGCGCGGUAUGCCUGGGUUCUCCACGCACCAGAAACUAGACAAGGUGGGGAUGCGCGGCAGCGACACGUGCGAGCUCGUGUUUGAGGAUUGUUUCGUGCCUGAGGAAAAUGUUCUGGGGAAGAUAGACGGUGGAGCCCAGGUGCUUAUGUCUGGUCUCGACCUGGAGCGCCUUGUGCUCUGCGGUGGACCGUUGGGUCUCAUGCAGGCUGCGUUCGACUACGCAAUUGAGUACGUGCAUGAUCGCAAACAAUUCGGUCAGCCUAUCGGGACGUUCCAGCUCAUGCAAGGCAAGAUCGCAGACAUGUAUACCAAGUUGAACGCGACGCGAGCGUACGUUUAUGCUGUUGCGAAGGCAGCCGACGAGGGAAGGGUCAGUCGGCGGGAUUGUGCCGGCGCGAUCCUAUACUCUUCGGACCGAGCGGUUGAAGUUACAAUGGAUGCCAUGCAAUGUCUAGGUGGAAAUGGCUAUAUUAACGAUUACCCCACAGGACGCUUCCUGCGUGACGCCAGACUCUACACGGUUGGAGCAGGGACCCAGGAAAUUAGGCGCAUGCUCAUUGGUCGCGAGUUUAACGAGGAGUUCCGCCGGCGCACAUCAUAA
This is a messenger RNA of Sparassis crispa, 1263 nucleotides long. Its product is annotated as acyl-CoA dehydrogenase NM domain-like protein. Gene Ontology annotation, biological process: L-leucine catabolic process. NCBI's taxonomy places the organism in Eukaryota, Fungi, Basidiomycota, Agaricomycetes, Polyporales, Sparassidaceae. The transcript has 10 exons. Bases 1 to 1263 code for a protein of 420 amino acids. The record is from RefSeq and is a predicted model, not a curated record. Gene Ontology annotation, molecular function: 3-methylbutanoyl-CoA dehydrogenase activity; flavin adenine dinucleotide binding.